CUCACAGUAGAAUUAUAUUUACUACCGCUAAUAAUAAUACUUUUCAUGCCAGCUCAGCUCUCGCGCUGACGUCUCUCCUGCAGCUGCUUCUUCCCAAGAUAAUCCAUCCGGCCCGUUGCAUUGUCACACCGUUGCCGAGUGCUGCUGUCCUCUUGUGUCAGCAGGAAAACGCCUUUUGCGAGGUACAGCAGGCAGCAGCGAGUAUUAGCCGGAGAACAACGCAUAGUAAACAACCGUCGUUGCCGACUACGCCAGGUCAAGCACAGCUGAAGUACUUUCGACGAGGACGCACGGCCAAGUGCAGAUUGAGCAAACGCCACAAUGCAGCCACCAGCAGGCAGAGAGGACGAUGAGCAUCGGCAUCCGCUUCCUUUGCCACAUUCCUCCAGUUCAUCCAGCAGCCAUCCCCGCUCGUCUUACCCCUUUCUUCAUCACCUCCCUCCUCCCAUACCAUCCACAAAUUCCCCCUUGACCCACUUUCCAGCAUCUCCAAAUUAUCGUGAUCCUCCAGCUCAGUCUCCUUCUGGUGGCCACACAGACCCUCAAAGCUGGGCAAGUCAACCGAUCCUGGACCGACCUGGAUCGCGAUCGAGGACAAGCUGGGGUGCGUCUCCCAGAGAUCCGACGCAGACCCGUUUGCCUCCCUUAUCAUUGGGCCAGAUGGAGUUUUCCCAUCGAUCAGCUCCUCCUACUCCAUGGGAAGCUCCUUCACCAGGCUCCUACGCAAUGAGCAACGCUCGAGGCGUCCCUAAUACGCCUUAUGGUGGUGCGUCGAUCUAUCGCGAGUCUCCCUCAAGACACCAGCCUCCGCUUGCCACGCCACUGUCGAGCAAUAAUUCAUUUUCCUAUGUCCCACCCUUCCCAGGGGAUGAUUCGUCGCCGCAUCAAAAUGUAAACAGGUUAGAAAGUACGGCAAAUAAUUUGCAGCCUAGAUCGCCACCGCCCCCUCCUUCUCGAGGCACCUCGCGAGGUAAACACACCAAUUCAACCGAAGAUACUGAUCGAGACGGUCAGACUCAAAAGAAGAAGAAACGCAGAGUGGCAUUGUCUUGCGCUGAGUGUGCUAAGCGGAAGCAACGAUGCAAUCGAGAAACCCCUUGCCAGCAUUGUGUGGCCAGAAGGGUGCCGGAGCUGUGCGUCCCCUAUACCCGACCUAGCAGUCCGCCUGAAAAGAAGGGGUCUGGUAACAAGAAGGACUUUACAAAAGUUAAAACGGAGAAUGAAGCGACAGCAGAAAAACCACGGCCUUCUAUGCUACCAACAAUUAGUGUGAGGGUUGCGAGGCUUGAGGCGAUCGUCAAUGCAGUAGUCAACAGGAUACCGGAAGUCGGAGGUACAAAGGCUCUCAAGGACUGGAGAAUCAAUCACGCGCCUGCAACAUCACCGCCACCUUUCGGAGCGGACGACGAUGAUGACGAAGAGAGUGUCAGGCCGCAGACAUCCGGGGAUAGGGAACUAGACAGACCUGGAUCAACCUCAUCGACAAGGUCUAGACGAGAUGAUAACUCGGCGGAAUGGGGUGCUGAAGGUGAAGGCGAAGGUGACGAUGGAGGUGUGGAUGGCCUUGACCGAGCGACAUCAGGCAGGAAUCCUCUUCCUCAAUCGAUGAUGCAUCCUUCUCAACCUGUCUCUAGAGGUUUGGACUACCACGGCACUCCUGCUGAGAGCUUACAAAGGCUUUUCGAAGAUUCUGGCCUCAAUCCUCAUAAAGUGUCGGAGCUCCUGAAAGACUUGCCAGAACGGUCCCUCGCCGACAAGCUGGUUGAUUGGUUUUUUGAAAAAUUCAACUUUGUCCGUUACCCGAUCGACGAUCACGCUUUCAAGCGAGCUUUUGAAACGGUCUAUGUGGAUGGCAAUAGUCCUCCUGCUGUCUUGGCAUUACCUCUAGUUUUCAUCGUCCUCGCAAUAUCGGCAAGGAUUGCACCCGAGGCCGUGAUUGACACAGAAGAGAGGAAGAGAGCGUUGAGUCUUCGCAUGUACUGGAGCUCGAAAUCGGCAGCCAUUAUCGCUUCGGCUGUCAAGGCUGAAAAUAUCCAGCUUGUAGAGACACGUAUCUGUUCUGGUCUGUACCUCGUUCUCAUGCACGAACGACGACUUGCGGAAGGAUGGUCCGAGUUCCGUUUGGCACUCACCAUUGGGCAAGCCAUAGGUUUGCACCGAGAUGGCAAGACACUUGGACUGGAUCCUUAUGUAACAGAGUACAGGCGAAGGUUAUGGUCAUAUCUCGUUCAUGCCGAUGCCACCUAUUCCUGUUUGCUUGGAAGGCCAACAUCAAUUGACUCGGCUUGUGUGGACACGUUGCCUCCUUCUAACCUUAACCUAGUCGACUUGCUUGAGAACAAGCUGGCCAAGCCUAGGCCAAUUACGGAACCGACAUUUGGUACCUAUCUCCUUCUUCGCCGAAGGCUCGGUGACAUUGUUGCCAAGAUCACCCAUCACUUUCAACGUCUAACAGGACAAACGCAGUAUCGAGAUGUUGAGGCGCUCGACGCUGAGCUCAAGCAAUUCGUCGCUGAUUUGCCUCCCACGUUUACGAUGCUGAAUCAUGACAAGUCCUAUGAUAGUAAAUUGUGGUAUCUUCCUAUCCAUCGUUAUUAUAUCCAAACCGAGAUUUUACAUUUCACCAUCAUCUUGCACCGACCUUGGCUGCUUAGAAGAUUGAAGAGCUCGAGGUACAAUCUAUCUAGGAUUGCAUGCUUUGAUGCUGCCAUUACGGACUACAAGAUCAGACAAGCAUUCAAGAUAGAGUGCCCCGAUUUCUUUGAGACUUUAUUGGGAAGCUCGUUCCGAGAAUUCAAUGCUGCGAUGAUUGCUGGUAUUAGUAUGAUCAUUGAUCCUAGGGCUGCUCAUUCCAGCGACAUGCGCAUGAUUGUGCAGAGUUUCAUGGAACAGCACCCACAUGAUCCCAAGGCGGAUGACUUUUCUCAAAAAGAAGCUGCGAUUAUCUACACCCUCCACCGCCGAGCGCAAGAGAUGGAAGAGCGUCGCACACGGCGAAACGCCCCUCGAUGGUCGGCCGAUAACACCUCGUCUCAGCGACCUGCUCCUCGUAGCACCGGGACGCGGUCGGCUAUGCAUUCUCCGCCUCAUCCUGCACCGGAGUCCAAAGACAAGCAAGCUACUAGCGAACCUUCUCGCUCGGUACCUCUUCUCCCGUCGCCCUCUGGAAGCGUCCAAGCGUACUUCAAGGGAAGCUACUACGGGCAAAACUCGGGACCUACUCCUCCUGGGCUGGGGACUAGUCCCGAAGAAGAUCAUCCUCAGCGAUUGCUUGACCACUGGCUCAUGUCUAAUACCUCUUUUGGACCUGGUGCAGACUCAACUAUGAACCAGUUCAACAUCGGCCUUUACUCAAUGCCUGUUCCAACUAUGGUCAAUGACAGAGGCAGUGAUUCGGCUAGUCAUGGGGCAGGCCCACACCCCAGCCCUCAUCAGUAUCCUCCUGCGGGAUAUCAGCAUGGUCACCCUCCUCAACCCAUACAGGUUCCCGAGCAGAUGCCAUGGAUGGACCCCUCUUUGAUCCCCGUAACUCCUGCAUCGGCGUUGCAGGCUCCGGCAGUGAUCAGUGGGAUGUCUGGUGGUGUUGUGGGCGGGGAUGGAAACAAUACGCAAUAUUGGAAUGCUCUUAUUGAUGGUAUUGUUGGUGGACUGCCAAACUAUGAUCCCAACUUCACCACCGUAGGGUAAAAGUGGCUUGAGGAAGAAGCUUGUGUAGGGUGUUAUAAUUAUGCACUAGAGUGCGGAAACCUUCUUGUAUAGAGUUAAAAGGUUAUGAUUAGAAAAAGAACUUGUGGCGUCGAUUGAUUUUGGCGGUGGCGUUCUUGAGGGAGAUUUGCAAGAGAGAAGUGUCUGUAACGCCUAUUUUUAGACGAUUAGAGAAGAGGGAUCUGUACAAAAUGUUUCUUGGGUUUUCGGUUUUGUCAUUACAUGCAUGC
Molecule: messenger RNA, 3935 nt
Organism: Cryptococcus deneoformans JEC21
Lineage: Eukaryota; Fungi; Basidiomycota; Tremellomycetes; Tremellales; Cryptococcaceae
Product: nucleus protein, putative
Exons: 17
Coding region: 322-3687 (1121 amino acids)
Biological process (GO): regulation of DNA-templated transcription; DNA-templated transcription
Molecular function (GO): DNA-binding transcription factor activity, RNA polymerase II-specific; DNA binding; zinc ion binding
Source: RefSeq, a predicted model, not a curated record